AUGUUCCUAAAAGCAUGCAUAACAAAUUACAUUAGCAGUACAUCGACCCCUAAUUGCGAUUUUAUCGUAUGCGAGAAAAGGGGAAACCUUUUGACUGAGCAGAUAGACGAUUCGACAUUCUGCACAAUGAACGACGACGCCCCCACCAGGAUUAUGGGUAGCUGCAGCAGCUCGCCAGACCUCACUAUUACUAGCGCUGGUUUGAUCAAUAGCAUUUCAUGGCGACCUAUGCUAACACUAGCAUCAGACCAUCUGCCCAUAAUCAGCUCGAUCAAUAAGCCCACCGACUUUGCUCCCGCGGACCACCGAACCUACACCAACUUCAACAAAGCUGAUUGGGACGGCUUCGCGGAAGUCACCGAGAGCAGCUUUGCCGCCCUUCCCACACCCACAAACAUACAUACUGGCGAACGGCAGUUCCGCAGGGUAGUCACUACCGCAGCGGCUCGCUUCAUCCCGUCCGGAAGUAUCGCGGAAGCCCGCCCAAAUUUCCCGGCCGAAGCAGCUGUCGACCCCGGGGACCCUCGUCUGAGGGACCUUAAUUUGGAGAUUCGGCAACUGGUACAUCAGCAUAAGCGG
This is a messenger RNA of Rhagoletis pomonella (apple maggot), 579 nucleotides long. RefSeq lists its product as uncharacterized. The transcript has 3 exons. NCBI's taxonomy places the organism in Eukaryota, Metazoa, Arthropoda, Insecta, Diptera, Tephritidae. The annotation marks the transcript as partial. The record is from RefSeq and is a predicted model, not a curated record.